Mycotypha africana is the source of this 1468-nucleotide messenger RNA. RefSeq names its product histidinol-phosphate aminotransferase. The record is from RefSeq and is a predicted model, not a curated record. Bases 72 to 1235 code for a protein of 387 amino acids. The transcript is spliced from 2 exons. Lineage: Eukaryota; Fungi; Mucoromycota; Mucoromycetes; Mucorales; Mycotyphaceae. Gene Ontology annotation, biological process: L-histidine biosynthetic process. Gene Ontology annotation, molecular function: pyridoxal phosphate binding; L-histidinol-phosphate:2-oxoglutarate transaminase activity.
CCUCCUUUGCUUUUUCUUACUUUUGAAUCGUGUCCUGCCAUACCGUCUUUCGUAUACAGCAAGCAUAUAAUAUGUCAUCUUCAUUUGAUCUUACAAAAAUUAUACGUCCCAAUAUUUUGGCUUUGACACCUUAUCGUUGCGCUCGUGAUGAUUAUAAUGAAGGCAUCUUACUCGACGCCAAUGAAAAUGCUUAUGGUCCCUCUCUAGCUAAUAUCGAAAAACAUCACCAAGAAGGCAAUCUCCACCGAUAUCCAGAUCCUUAUCAAGUACAAAUCAAGGAGCGACUUUUGAAAUUACGUAGAGGAUUGGAUAGUACCAAACAACUUUUCUUGGGCGUAGGAUCAGAUGAAGUGAUCGACUUAUUGAUACGUAUUGCAUGUGUACCCGCCAAAGACAAAAUUCUGAUUACACCACCAACUUAUGGCAUGUAUUCUGUUUGCGCACAAAUUAAUGAUGUUCAAGUGGUCAAGUCUAAGUUAAAUGUUGAAGAAGGAGCUUUUCAAUUGGACUUAAAUAGCGUAUUCGAAAAUUUGAAGAUUCACCCUGAAGUUAAAAUUGUAUUUUUAUGCUCACCUGGUAAUCCUACAGGUACAUGUCUUCGUCACGAAGACAUUCGUGCCAUCCUCGAUUCCGAUUAUAAGGGACUUGUCGUUGUAGAUGAAGCCUAUAUCGAUUUUGUCGUUGAUAAAGAAGGCCAAGGUUCUGUUGCCUCCUGGGUUAAUCAAUACCCUAAUUUGGUCGUUAUGCAGACGUUAAGUAAAAGUUUCGGUUUAGCUGGCAUUCGUGUUGGUAUUGCCAUCGGUCAUCCAGACCUAAUUCAAAUCCUUAACAAUACCAAAGCGCCCUAUAAUAUUGGCACACCUAGUUCAUUAGUAGCAUUAGAAGCUCUUUCUGAUGAAGGCCUUCAAAAAAUGUAUGACUAUCGUGACCAAUUGAUUGCUCAACGUACAGUGAUAAUUGAUAGACUGAACCAGAUGGAAGGCACAGGUCGUAUUUUAGGCGGUAACGAUGCCAAUUUUGUAUUAGUAGAAAUCUUGAACCCUCUCAGCAAAAAGCCUUGUAAUGAUCUCGCAGCCAAGGUCUAUAAAAUGAUGGCCGAGGAUUUGGGCGUAGUUGUCCGUUUUAGAGGAACAGAAUAUGGUUGUGAAGGAUGUUUGAGAAUUACAGUUGGCACUAAGGAAGAGAAUGAGAAAAUGCUCUCUAUGUUGCAAAAGGCUAUUAAAUCUGUUAAUUAGAAAAACCGAAUAUUAAAGAAGGUAUCAAUAAACGUUGCUUUUUGUUCAAGAAUUGUUAAAAAUCUUCUCGUAUUCGAUAAAGUUUUUAAAGAAAAAUAGCGUUUUGACCACCAAUAAUGUGAGUUUUUUGCAUAGAUGCCAAAUUAUGGUAUUCUAAUGCAGUACGACCUUUUUUACAGCAUUUGAGAGAAAGUCACGGAAAGAAGAAUAAGGGAAAAUUGCAAAAAAAAAAA